This is a messenger RNA of Diabrotica virgifera virgifera (western corn rootworm), 2095 nucleotides long. RefSeq lists its product as uncharacterized. NCBI's taxonomy places the organism in Eukaryota, Metazoa, Arthropoda, Insecta, Coleoptera, Chrysomelidae. The record is from RefSeq and is a predicted model, not a curated record. The transcript is spliced from 3 exons. The coding region runs from base 98 to 2089 and encodes 663 amino acids.
GGGCCAUUUAUUCAAAAGGUAGGUGAUUAUGCAAACAAAAUAUGCAUUAUUUAGUUCUAACAUUUAGUUGAAGUGCAUCAUUGGAAGAAGACAUAGAAUGAAAAUUUUACUGGUAUUACUUUUGUUUGCCUGCAAACUAAUUGACAUCUCUGGCCAGCGAUGUUCCAGACCAGAAGUGGCGAGACGCCGUGCAACCAUUUACAAGGCACCUACAGUAAAAGUACAAGUUCUAAGAUGUCUCUUUAAUGAUACAAAAAAUGCUUAUUCCGAUAUUACUACCAAUUGUCUGACUGCAUUUAAAUCAGGAACUUUUAAGGAUAAGUACAAUGAUGUAUUUAAUCUUCAUGGACCCAAAACGCCCAUUGUGUUGGAAAGUUAUUGGACUAAAGCAGAUCCCGUGCAAAAUAAAAUAAUAUUAAGAACCAAUACAAUAUGUAACUACAACAGAGGCUUUUGUUUUGAUCCCAAGAUAAGUCCAACGUAUGCAGUUGUAUGGAAGGUGGAACAGAUCAAAGAAAAAUGUCCUACAAAUUUAGAACGAGUAUUAUCUGCUGCAGUAGAUAUUUGGAAAUUUGUUCCACAGAAUCUUCAGUACUUGUUUUAUUACUCCCCAAAGUUAGACGAGGCAUUUUCUCUCAGACUUACUACGACCUCGCAAUGUCAUAACAAACGUAUGUGGUUAACCGAAGAUAUGCGGUAUAUAGUAGAAGUAGAAGAUAUUAACAAAUCUACCGUAGUGCCAGAAUUUAGUAUUGUACCUAAAAUGACUUUACCAUCGAAGAGUGUGGUCAGCGAAAAAAUUUUAAAAGAUUGUGAUUUAAAGUCUCUUACUUUAGAUUUUGAUACACAAUUUCUAUCAAACUAUUUUGCGGACUCUGAGAAUGUAAAGACAGUCUUUAGCGUAUAUCGAAAUUAUAUAAAUAAAAACAAACUGGCUAUAGAUGAUGUGAAAACAAAAGUUUCGAACAAUGAUGCUUAUUUAAAAAAACAAGCAACAGUGUUUGGAGCAGAAUUUAGAAAGACCAAAGUUACGAUAAAUUCUUUGAUAGCAAAUGUCGACACUUUAAAAAACACAAACAAAAAUUUUGAAAAACUAUCUCAGAGGAUCGACUCUGAAGAAAUCUUUGUCAAAGUUGGAGGUGUGGAAAAACAUUUUAAAGAUUUAGAAAACGCAAUUAAAGAGAUUGAGAAUAACGUUGUUAAACUUAAUAAGAUCUCUUUUUAUUCGCAAAAUGAUGUAGACCAAAAAUUUCUUAAUUUUUAUAAAAACGUUUCAAGCAAUAUUAAAACUCACGUUAUUAAUGUAGAUAAUGCAAACGUGGCUCUAGAGAAAAGUAUUUUGAAUAAGCUGAAACCGGUAGUUGAAUCUGCUAAUAAAAACUAUAAUACUUCUGUAAGUAAAGUGGAAGCACAGUUUAACAAACUUAAAAAUGAGUUUGCUGCAAAUAAAGUUGCAUAUGAUACGAGAAUUAAAAAAAGCCUUUUAGAAUCUAGCACCGCUUGCCUCUUAAACAUUAGUAUCGUUGAUACCAAGGUUAAAAAAAUGGAAAAUGAUUUACAAAAUUACAAAACUAGUAGCAAUAUUAAACACGAGAAUCUCUUUAAUGCUUUAAAUAAAUUAAGCCAAGAUUUGAAAACAGAAAUAAAUAAACCAGAAUAUACUAGCAACACAACUUUUAACCCUGUUAUAAAUGAUUUAAAAAGUAAAACUAAAGCUUGUUGUGCAAACAUUGAUAGCUUAAAAUCAAGCACUACAGCUUUAGUGGGGAGCCUACAAAAAGAAAUGAAAACAAAUAUAUUAAGACAAGAUGAUUAUAUUAAAAUAUCUAGAAAAAACGACGAUAAUUUAAAUAAAAGGAUAAGAUCACUUGAAGAAAAUAUCAAACAGCUACAAGAGACUCAUAAUGUGCGCAAAGAAAUCCAUGAUUAUUUUUUUACUUCUACCAAUAAAACCUUUAAAGAAUUUACUGUAAAACUCGCUAAUACGAGUAAAAUCAUUAAAGAUUUGCAAUUGCAGAGUGAAGCCAAUAUUUCUAAAAAAGUGGAUUUCUUAUUUGUACCUGUAAAUUCGAAGAUCAAGACUUGUUAGGAUGAA